This is a messenger RNA of Carya illinoinensis, 2399 nucleotides long. RefSeq names its product serine/threonine-protein kinase D6PK. The record is from RefSeq and is a predicted model, not a curated record. NCBI's taxonomy places the organism in Eukaryota, Viridiplantae, Streptophyta, Magnoliopsida, Fagales, Juglandaceae. Gene Ontology annotation, molecular function: protein serine/threonine kinase activity; ATP binding. Gene Ontology annotation, cellular component: cytoplasm; plasma membrane; nucleus. The transcript has 3 exons. The coding region runs from base 380 to 2200 and encodes 606 amino acids. Gene Ontology annotation, biological process: protein phosphorylation.
CUCUCUUUACAUGAAUGGUAGCCCACAGAGACACCCAACUCUUUCUAAAGCUUUUCUUUUUCUCUUUCUUCAUUUCCUCUCUCUGUCUCUGUCUCCUUCUCUCUCCACAGGUUUGAGGAGAAGGAGCUCUCACAAAUUCAUCCCUUUUAUCUCUCUCUACGGUUGUGAGUGAAUGCUCUUUUCCUACUCUGCUAAAGCAAAGACCCCCCUCCCGCAAAGUUCUGAUCUUUGAGACUCUAUAACCGAUUUUACACUGCUAUUGAUGGACUUGGAGAUGGAAAUAGUUGGGACUAUCAAUGGUGGGAGUCAUGUGGCGAGAUUGGGGGUUGAGUGAUGGGUUUGUCUAAUUUGAUCUAUUUCAGAAGUCUGCAUUCUGUCCAUGGCCUCAAGGUCUGGUGCCAAAACUUCUUCGGAAAAGCAGAGGAAACUAAUCGGUAGUCACACAACUGAAGGCAAUAUCUGCAGGCCUUCACCUUUACAGAUCACAAAGACCAGCAAAUCGGAGCCAGUUACACCAAGAAAAUUUCCCAACACUGUGCAACACAUCACACCAAACCAGGUCUCUGUAGAAAACAAAGAGGAUAAAAGAUCGCCAAGUUCUCAUCAAAAGGCAUCCAACAGUUCUUUAGCUGUAAAAUUUAAUUCAAGUCUAUCAUUGGGUGAGCUAAACCAAGUGCCAGCUUGUGUAAGUCCUGUCGUGAAUGAGACUAAUGGUUCACCUGAAGGUGGGGCUGAUCAAGAAAAGAAAACUUCUGACCAUGGAAUUAGCCCAGCUUCAGCUAAAGUCGGUGAUGGAACCAGCAGUGUUACCAAGACUAGUGGGAGUGCCAAGAUUGGUGAUCGACCUGAUUUUGUUGACAGCGGGAAGAGCAGUAUCUGCAGAGGUAGCACAAGCAGUGAUGUAAGUGAUGAAAGCACUUGUAGCAGCUUAAGUAGCAGUAUCAACAAACCUCACAAAGCAAAUGACAUAAGAUGGGAAGCCAUACAAGCUGUCCGAGCAAAAGUUGGUGUAUUGGGUAUGAGCCAUUUUAGACAUCUUAAGAAGUUGGGUUGUGGGGAUAUUGGAAGCGUGUAUCUUUCAGAGUUGACUGGAACUAAAUGUUAUUUUGCCUUGAAGAUUAUGGACAAAGCAUCUUUAGCAAGCCGGAAAAAACUGCUUCGAGCUCAGACAGAAAGAGAAAUACUGCAGUCUUUAGACCACCCUUUUCUCCCAACCUUGUAUACCCAUUUCGAGACAGAAAAGUUUUCAUGUUUGGUGAUGGAGUUCUGCCCUGGAGGUGACUUGCACACACUUCGGCAGAGGCAGCCAGGGAAACAUUUUUCUGAACAAGCCGUAAAGUUCUAUGUAGCAGAGGUUCUCCUUGCUCUGGAGUAUCUCCACAUGCUUGGGAUUGUUUACCGUGACCUCAAGCCAGAAAAUGUCCUCGUGAGGGAAGAUGGACACAUAAUGCUUUCGGACUUUGACCUUUCCCUCCGCUGUGCCUACAACCCUACACUAGUCAAGUCUUCUGCACCAGAGUCUGAACUGUUGCGCAAGAACCCAGUUUAUUGUGUUCAACCAGCUUGCAUAGAGCCCUCCUGUAUUCAACCAUCUUGUGUGGCACCUACAACAUGUUUUGGCCCUCGUCUGUUUUCUAGCAAAUCCAAGAAAGAGCGGAAAAACAAGAAUGAAAUGGGAAACCAAGUGAGUCCAUUGCCAGAGCUCAUUGCAGAGCCAACCAAUGCUCGGUCCAUGUCAUUUGUUGGGACCCAUGAGUAUUUGGCACCUGAAAUUAUCAAAGGUGAAGGGCAUGGCAGUGCAGUUGAUUGGUGGACUUUUGGUAUCUUUCUCUACGAGCUUUUGUUUGGCAAGACUCCUUUCAAGGGAUCAGGGAACCGAGCCACCUUAUUCAAUGUUGUGGGUCAACCACUGCGGUUCCCGGAGUCACCAGUGGUCAGCUUUUCAGCAAGAGAUCUGAUAAAAGGGUUACUGGUGAAAGAACCACAGCAUAGGUUGGCAUAUAAGCGAGGAGCAACCGAGAUUAAGCAGCACCCUUUCUUCGAAGGCUUAAAUUGGGCUUUGAUUCGGUGCGGAAGCCCACCCGAGAUCCCAAAACCGGUUGAGAUCGAGCGAAUUCCAAUCCCCACGGCGUCAACUAGUGAAAAAUCUGCUUCUGCAGCUUGCCCUGAUCAAAAGUAUUUAGAAUUCGAUUUCUUUUAGUUGUUUCCAGAACCAAUCUGCAAUUUGUUUUUUGAUUUUGUUGUUUUUGCUCGAGAAAGAUGUAGAGUUCUGAAAAUGUUGAUCAUGUGAAAAUUAGGGUUUUUUUUUUUUUUUUCUAUAUCCAUUAUGACAAUAUGUUUGAUGUUUUGAUGAAAUAUUUUCAAAAUUGUAUUCCAGAAGUAUAUUCUCGGUUCCUUCC